Oncorhynchus tshawytscha (Chinook salmon) is the source of this 8252-nucleotide messenger RNA. Its product is annotated as kinesin-like protein KIF13B. Gene Ontology annotation, biological process: regulation of protein localization; microtubule-based movement. Gene Ontology annotation, cellular component: adherens junction. The transcript is spliced from 43 exons. The record is from RefSeq and is a predicted model, not a curated record. Lineage: Eukaryota; Metazoa; Chordata; Actinopteri; Salmoniformes; Salmonidae. The coding region runs from base 554 to 7552 and encodes 2332 amino acids. Gene Ontology annotation, molecular function: microtubule motor activity; cell adhesion molecule binding; microtubule binding.
ACUGUCGUAAAAUAACAUCACAGCGCUUAUUUUUUUUAUUCCCAUAAAUUCCCUGUCCGUAACAAAAUAAUGUAAAACGUUGGACGCUGUCUCUAAUGAAAGGAGCUUUUGAAAAAUGCUUCCGACAUCAAUAAUAAUAAUCUUUUCCACCAACUUUUACUAUAAAUAGACAGUAUAUUUUCUGAAACAACUUUAAGAUAAAAAAAUUAUCAACAAUAAAUCAGGGAACUCUCGAACAGUUUAUUCUUGACGAUCAGACCUUUGCGCAGAUCUACAAGAGUGGGGCAAUUUGUAUCCCCACUAAACCCGGUUAAGGUUUCAGGACUGUUUAGGAUGACUUCAGUGAUCUCUACGGGCGAUAUCAGGAAAUGCAACAGGUGAAAAACUAUUCAAUGCGCUGUCGUCGUUCCCGCCAAGGAAGGUGCACUUCUGGAAGACAACUCUGCCUGCAUUUGGGAAGUUCGAGGGAGGGAGAAAUAAUAAUUAUUCUCACGAGAUCAACCAUUCUACAUUUUGUCAAGAUGAAAACAGUAGCAACAGAAAACCUACUGCCAUGGACGACAACUUGAGUAACUCCAAUGUAAAGGUCGCUGUUCGCCUCCGACCAAUGAACAGAAGAGAAAAGGAUCUGAAGACUAAAUGUGUGGUGGAGAUGAACGGGAACCAGACAGUGUUGAAUCCAGCUAGUCAGAACCUGAGCAAGGGAGACCCCAGGAAUCAGCCUAAGGUCUUUGCUUAUGACUACUGUUUCUGGUCCAUGGAUGAGGCCGACACAGACAAGUUUGCAGGUCAAGAGGUCGUGUUCCAGUGCCUUGGAGAAAGUCUUCUGGACAAUGCCUUCUUGGGCUAUAACGCCUGUAUCUUCGCUUAUGGACAGACAGGCUCUGGGAAGUCGUACACCAUGAUGGGUUCGUCAGAGCAGCCAGGUCUGAUCCCACGGCUGUGCAGCUCUCUGUUUGACCGGAUCGUACAGGAACAGAGGGAGGGAGAGAGCUUCACUGUAGAGGUCUCCUUUAUGGAGAUCUACAACGAGAAGGUUCGGGAUCUACUGGAUCCCAAAGGAAGUCGUCAGGCCCUGCGAGUGAGGGAACACAAGGUGUUCGGGCCUUACGUUGAUGGUCUGUCCCAUCUGGCUGUAGCCUGCUAUAAGGACAUAGAGUGUCUGAUGUCAGAGGGUAACAAGUCUCGUACAGUAGCAGCCACGAAUAUGAACGAGGAGAGCAGCAGGUCCCACGCCGUCUUCAACAUCAUCCUCACACACACUCUAAUGGACCUGGGUUCUGAGACGAGUGGUGAGAAGGUCAGUAAGCUGAGUCUGGUGGAUCUGGCCGGCAGUGAGAGAGCUGCUAAGACUGGAGCUACUGGAGAGAGAAUGAAGGAAGGAGGCAACAUCAACAAGUCUCUGAGCACACUGGGCCUGGUGAUCUCAGCGCUGGCAGACCAAGGAGCAGGGAAGAACAAGACCAAGUUUGUUCCCUACAGAGACUCAGUUCUGACCUGGCUACUCAAGGACAGUCUGGGUGGUAACAGUAGGACAGCCAUGGUGGCCACAGUGAGUCCAGCAGGUGAUAACUACGACGAGACGUUGUCCACGCUGCGCUACGCUGACCGGGCUAAGAGCAUCGUCAACCACGCCGUCGUCAACGAAGACCCCAACGCACGCAUCAUCAGAGAGCUACGGGAGGAGGUGGAGAAACUACGAGACCAGCUCACUGAGGCGGAGUCCAUGAAGGCUCCAGAUCUGAAGGACAGGCUGGAGGAAUCGGAGAAGCUGAUCCAGGAGAUGACUGUUACCUGGGAGCAGAAAUUACGCAAGACUGAGGCAGUUGCUCAGGAGCGUCAGAAACAGUUGGAGUCUCUAGGCAUCUCUCUCCAGUCGUCUGGCAUCAGAGUGGUAGAUGACAAGUGUUUCCUUGUCAACCUCAACGCCGACCCUGCCCUCAACGAACUGCUGGUCUACUACCUAAAGGAGCACACGCGUGUUGGCUCUGCUGACUCUCAGGAUAUCCAGCUGUGUGGUAUGGCCAUCCACCCUGAACACUGUGUCAUCAACAUCACCGCUGAGACUGGAGUGGUGCUCACACCACACCGCACCGCACGUACGUGUGUGAAUGGCUCUUCAGUCACCAACCCAGUCCAGCUUCACCAUGGAGACCGCAUCCUGUGGGGAAACAACCACUUCUUCAGGAUCAACCUGCCCAGACACCUGGCCCAUGCAGGGGGUGAGGAUGAGGAGGGUGGUGUGAUGAAGAGUUUCCUCAGUACUGACCAGUUGGAGGUGGACUUUGAUACGGCCAGUGACGUCUCCAGCGAGGUCAGCUUCGGAUACGAUUUCGCCCAGACAGAGGUCAUGAUGAAAGGCAUGGGCAACAACGACCCCAUGCAGUCUGUCCUCCAGACGUUGGAGCGACAGCACGAGGAGGAGAAGAGGACGGCUCUGGAGCGACAGAGACAGAUGUACGAGCAGGAGCUGCAGCAGCUGAGGAAGCGGCUCCCUCCUGCAGAGAAACACACCCUGCUGCCUGCAGACCUGGAGCCAGCCAGUCCCUCGGCAGCAUCGCUCGCAUCAUCACCCUGCGCCCAGACACGCAUGCGCCGCUGGAGCGAGGACAGAGAGGCCAUGAUGACGCGUAGCCUGCGAAGGCUGAGACAACAGAUCGUCAGAGCUAACCUGCUGGUGCAGGAGGCUGGCUUUAUAGCUGAGGAACUCAACAAGAGGACUGAGUACCUGGUCACACUGCAAAUACCUGCUGCUAACCUCAAUGCCAACAGAAAGCGUGAUGCGGUGCUGAGUGAGCCCGCGGUGCAGGUGAGGCGUAAGGGGAAAGGGAAACAGAUCUGGGCUCUGGAGAAGAUGGAGAACAGACUGGUGGACAUGAGAGAACUGUACCAGGAGUGGAAGGACUAUGACGAAGACAACCCUGUGAUGCGUUCUUACUUCAAGCGUGCCGACCCGUUCUUCGACGAGCAGGAGAACCACAGUCUGAUAGGAGUGGCCAACGUGUUUCUGGCCUGUCUCUUCUACGACGUCAAGCUGCAGUACGCUGUACCCAUCAUCAACCAGAAGGGAGAGGUGGCAGGGCGUCUCCAUGUGGAGGUGUGGCGGGGAAGCGAGGGGCUGGAGGAGACCACUGCAGAUGGAGAGACUCGCAAAAUGGAGUGUGUGGUGAGGAUCCUGCAGGCUACAGGUCUUCCCCGUCACCUGGGUAACUUUGUGUUCUGCCAGUACCACUUCUGGGGGCAGGACGAGCCUGAGUUCAUCGCCCCGGAGAUGGAGCCCUCACCUCCGUCAGCCACCAGCAAAGAGCCCCUCUGCACCGUGCUGUUUGACAGUAGCAAGGAGAUGGAGGUGUGUGUGUCCGAGGAGUUUGUGGAGUUUGUGGCGGAGGGGGCAGUGGCCAUCGAGGUAUUUGGACAUAAGCAGGUCAACCACCGCAGGAACCUGGCUCUCUGGGAUCUGGGAGUCAUUCAGGCAAAGACACGAACCCUCAGAGAGAGGUGGAGUGAGGUGACUCGUAGAUUAGAGCUGUGGGUUCAGGUGUUGGAGCUGAAUGAAGCAGGAGAGUUCACCCCUGUGGAGGUCCUACCACCCAAGGACGUGGGCACUGGGGGCAUCUUCCAGCUCAGACAGGGCCAGUCUCGUCGUGUUCAGGUGGAGGUCCGGUCCGUACAGGACUCGGGCACCAUGCCUCUCAUUGCCACAAAAAUCCUCUCUGUUUCCAUCGGCAACGUGGAGGUUCGGCAGGCCCACCCUUCGGAUGAGGACAUGGACAGCUAUCAGGAAGUUGAUCUGGAGAGGUUGAGGGACCAGUGGCUGACCACCCUCACUACAAGACAAGAAUACCUGGACCAGCACCUGCAGAAAAUGGUCCAAAAGCCCGAUAAGUCAGAGGAUGACGUGGAGAGGGAGGCUCAGCUGUUAGAAUGUCGUCUGACCCUGACAGAGGAACGUAACGCUGUCCUGUUACCUUCGGCUGGUAGCGGGAUCCCUGGAGCCCCCGCAGAGAGAGUUCCUGUUCCUGGGAUGGAGACUCACAUUCCUGUCCUCUUCCUGGACCUUAGUGCUGAUGAUUUCCAGGACAACCUGUCUGCUCCGCUGGCUGGAGGUCUGGACGCCAUGCUGAACCAUGAGGAUGAGGAUGAGUUCUUCGACCUGCACAUCAUCAAACAUUCCGAUGGAGAGGUUGGUGCGGAGGCGGCGUGGGACUCUACGGUACAUGACUGCCCCCAGUUGAGUCGCGGCGCGUCGGCUGACCUCCGAGUGUACCUGACAGUCAGGGUCGUAGUUCAGCUCUCACACCCUGCUAACAUGCAGCUGGUUCUCAGAAAACGCAUCUGUGUCAACCUAGCCGGAAGACAGGGUUGGGGUCAGAGUCUGAUGAAGAAGAUGUCUCAUCGCAGCACCAUUCCUGGCUGUGGAGUCACCUUGGAGAUCGUCUCCAACAUACCUGGGGAUGUCCAGGGUCCAGAGGACAGAGAGAUGCUGGCCAGACUAGCCGCCAGUGUGGAUGUUCAGGAUGUCCAGUCAGGGGACAGUGAGGUUGCCAUAGAGAAGUACCUCCGCAGUGUCCUGGCUGUGGAGAAUAUACUCACCCUGGACCGACUACGACAGGAAGUUGCAGUGAAGGAGCGGUUGUCUGUCAAGACCAAGUCUCCCAGACGUGCUCUCAGCUCUCCUAAUGUGAACCGGCUGUCAGGAUCCUGGAGCAGACAGGACCUGUCCACCAACCACAGGCUACAUGACAACAAGGGCUGGUCCGAGAGUCACCAGGACCUGUCAGUUGUUCCUCCCCCGUCCCACUCCAGACAUACCCUCUCUGGCUCCACUCUACCUCUGGCCCAGAACAUCCUCCCUGACACUGGUGAGAACAACACAGUCCUCCAGAACAUCCUCCCUGACACUGUCAAGGCUCUGGUCCCUCCUGUCCCCAAGCUGCUCAAGUCCCUGUUCUCCGCCAGGGAGGAGAGAGACCUGACUCCUGUCCCCCAGCAGCCUGUUCCUCGGAGCCUGCCUUUCAUCAGAGUGCAGUCACCAAGUGUUGAAGAGGACUUGGAUACCACACUUGGUCAUCACUUGAAAAAUAUGAAGACAAUAAUGCAGGUUCCCAUUGGAGAAAUCAUCCCCCCAGAGAGCCAAUCAGAGGCCCCAAAAACCAUGCCCCUCCCACCACCCAUCAUCCCUGAGGUGGAAGAGCCCGCCCCCAGCCCGGUCAGCGAGGCGUUUACCAGCGUCUCCACGGCAACCCUGUCAGAGCCCUACCUGAUUGGUGGGGACGUCACUCCGUCAGCCAAUCUCAGGCCAGAUGGCUUUGAGGCGAUGCACAGGUCAUUCGAGGCAGACAUCGGUCGGUACCUUCAUCAUGACUGUAACAUGGCCGACCAGGAGGAAGAGGAGGAGACUCCUCAGAUACCCCAGGCAACUGCUACUGACCUGGAGGUUUCGGAGACCGAGAGGACUGAUACUAGUACACCCCAGGCAGACAGGUCUGAUACUAGUACAUCCCAGGCAGACAGGACUGACACUAGCACAUCCCAGGCAGACAGGACUGACACUAGCACAUCCCAGUCAGACAGGACUGACACUAGUACAUCCCAGUCAGACAGGACUGACACUAGUACAUCCCAGUCAGACAGGACUGACACUAGCGCAUCCCAGUCAGACAGGACUGAUACUAGUACAUCCCAGUCAGACAGGACUGACACUAGCGCAUCCCAGUCAGACAGGACUGAUACUAGUACAUCCCAGUCAGACAGGACUGACACUAGCACAUCCCAGGCAGACAGGACUGAUACUAGUACACCACAGGCCACUGCUACUGACAUGGAGGCUUCAGAGACCGAGAGGACUGAUACUAGUACACCCCAGACAGACAGGACUGAUACUAGUACACCCCAGACAGACAGGACUGACACUAGUACAUCCCAGACAGACAGGACUGAUAAACUCAGAGCAGAAUCUCAUCUCCCAUUAGAACCACACGGCACCUCAGGAGAACAUGAACACAGGACUCCAUCAGAGUCACUGACACAGUCCAUGCCAGACAAGUCUACACAAGUCCACUACAGACUACUACCGUCUGUAGUGUCAGAACAAUCAGUCCAGUCACAGUCAGAGUCACUGACACAGUCCACACCAGAUAAAUCUACACAUGAACUGUCUAUAGUGUCACAUCAGUCUGAACCACCAGUCCACAUAGAAGAACCAGUCCACAUAGAAGAACCAAUGGAGUCCGAGAUACCUCAGGAACAACCAGAGACGGAGGUAAUGUUGUCAUCGUCACGGGGCCAGACAGAACAACAUGUCGGCAAGUCUGUAACGGAUCUUCCAGAAUCAGAACUGUCUGCAUCAGAACAGUCUGCAUUUGAUCGACCAGAACCACCGGUAGAAUCGGCACCAGGUCUUAAAGAGUCUCCACCACUGGACCAGUCUCCACCAGCACCAGCCCUGCCACAAGAAUCAGAUCAAGCAGCCACAGAACAGACAGGACUGUGUGAAUCAGCUGGUUCAGAACCAGUACUAGGCCAAACAGGUCAACCAGUAGAAGCAGGUCCAGACCAGUCCCAGCCUCCAUCAGAGCUACCAGAAGAACUAGACCAGCGGGCACCGGCAGCCCAGUCUCGACUUGCACCUACCCCUGUAGAGCCUCCAGUUGAUGAGCCUGCACCUAGCCAACAAGUCAAAGCACCAGCCCCAAUCCCAGCACCAGCCCCAAUCCCAGCACCAGCCCAAUCUGUAGCUCCGGGACCUGCCCAUCCAGCUCCGACCUCAACACCAACCCCUGCCCCUGACCCAGCCCCUACACCUACCCAUCCAGCUCCGACCUCAACACCAACCCCUGCCCCAGCCCCUACACCUGCCCAUCCAGCUCCGACCUCAACACCAACCCCUGCCCCAGCCAAAGCCCCUCUUCUAACCCUAAACCCUGUCCCAGCAUUAGUCGUCAAAACUCCCACUUCCAGUAGCACAUCAGCCAACGCAUUCAAGAUCCAGAAAGUAAAGACAUCCGACCUGAAGUCCUUCCAACCUAUCCUAGAUGAAGAUGAAGGCCAGGCAGGGGCAGAAAGAGCUGGGGCCAGUAGUCUGGGUGUUGACCUCUCUGUUCCUCUGGAGAGACUGGAGAUCCUCUCUGACUCAGACGAAGGAGCCACCGACGUAACCACAGCCGUGCCUGACUGGCUGAAGGAGGGGGAGUUUGUGACUGUAGGAAGUCAUAAAAGUGGGAUGGUGAGCUACGUGGGACCUACAGACUUUGCAGAGGGAACCUGGGUUGGAGUGGAGUUAGAUUUACCUGCAGGGAAAAACGACGGGUCCGUGGGUGGAAAGCACUACUUCCACUGUAACCCUGGUUACGGUGUGUUGGUGCGUCCUGAUAGGGUGAGCCGUGGAGGAGUCGGGGGCGGGGCUAAGCAGAAGCGGCGACAGCAGCAGAAGCGUCGCAGUGCUAACCUAUCAGGGUCCAGCCCUAACCUGGCUGCCCUCACUGCCCUGGCCAAGGGAGAGGGGACUGGGGCCAGUCGCAAGGGACAGAACCGCAAGUCCUGGAACAACUAAGAGGAGAGGGUAGCAGGGUUGGUGUCAAUUUCAUUUAAAUUCAGGAAAACCGAAAUUCAAUUUUUUCUCAAUGCUUCUCUAUGAGAGAAAUUAACUGAUUUGAAAUGGUAUUGAGCCCAACCCUGAAGGGUAGUUUUCUCUGUAUAGUUCCAUAGGUGAGAAUGAACCAUAGGGAGAAGAGAGAUCUACAUACACUGAACAAAAAAUUUAAACACAACCAUUUCAAAGAUGUUUACACUUCUUAUAAUGAAAUCAGUCAAUUGAAGUGAAUUCAUUAGGUUCUUAAUCUAUGGAUUUCACAUGACUGGGAAUACAGUUAUGCAUCUGUUGGUCACAGAUACCCUAAAAACAGUUUCAAAAUAAGUAGGGCCGUGGAUCAGAAAACCAGUCAACCAGCAGCAUAACACCUGGCACCCCACUGCUGGCUGACCUGUGAAGUCCUGGUCGGUCCCUGGAUGGGAGACCAGAUGCUACUGCAAGUGGUAUUGGGGGGCCAGUAGGAGGCACUCUUUCCUCUGGUCUAAAAAAAAUCCCAAUACACGAGGGCAGUGAUUGGACACUGCUCUGUGUGGGGUGCCUUCUUUCGGAUGGGACGUUAAACGGGUGGAAGUCCUGGGCUGGCGUGGUUACACGUGGUCUCUGUGGUUGUGAGGCCGGUUGGACGUACUGCCAAAUUCUCUGAAAUGGCGUUGGAGACGGC